Molecule: messenger RNA, 2924 nt
Organism: Hansenula anomala
Lineage: Eukaryota; Fungi; Ascomycota; Saccharomycetes; Phaffomycetales; Wickerhamomycetaceae
Product: C-1-tetrahydrofolate synthase
Exons: 1
Coding region: 17-2890 (957 amino acids)
Biological process (GO): tetrahydrofolate interconversion
Cellular component (GO): cytosol; mitochondrion
Molecular function (GO): formate-tetrahydrofolate ligase activity; methylenetetrahydrofolate dehydrogenase (NADP+) activity; ATP binding
Source: RefSeq, a predicted model, not a curated record
AAUCACUCACAAAGACAUGUUGAGUACCCUAACCAAAAGAUCUAACGUCCUGAGUAGGCGUUGGAGAUACUACACUACACUUUCAGGUUUAAAAUUAUCUAAAUCAAUCAGAAAUGAAGCAGCCAGAAAGGUUGAACAAAUCAGAAUUUCAUACCCAAAAUUUAGACCAACUUUGAAGAUUAUUCAAGUUGGAUCCAGACCAGACUCUACUACUUAUGUCAAUAUGAAGCUUAAGGCUUCCAAAGAGUCCGGAGUUGAUUGUAUUAUUGAAAAAUUGGAUGAAAACAUCUCAGAAUUAGACCUUUUGAAUAAGAUUGAUCAAAUCAAUCAGGAUGACUCGAUACAUGGUUUAUUGAUUCAAUUACCAUUACCAAAGCAUUUGAAUGAACCAAAGAUUACCAAUUUUGUUUCCGAUGAUAAAGACGUUGAUGGGUUUGGUCGUUAUAAUAUUGGUGAACUUUCCAAAAAAGGUGGUGAUCCAAAAUUUAUUCCAUGUACCCCAAAUGGUUGUAUGAAACUAUUGGAAGAAUCUGGUAUUGAAUUAUCUGGUAAAAAUGCAGUUGUCUUAGGUAGAUCUGAUAUUGUCGGUAUCCCUGUUGCUUCUUCGUUACAAAAGAAAAAUGCAACAGUUACAAUUUGUCAUUCAAGAACUAAAAAUAUUGCUGAAAUUUUGAAAACUGCUGAUGUUGUCAUUGCCGCUAUUGGCCAACCAAAUUUUGUUAAAGGUGAGUGGUUAAAAGAAGGUGCUGUUUUGAUUGACGUCGGUAUCAAUUAUAUCCCAGAUUCAUCCAAAAAAUCUGGUCUCAAAUUAGUUGGUGAUGCUGAUUUUGAAACUUGUAAAAGUAAAACAUCUUUCAUCACUCCAGUUCCAGGUGGUGUUGGUCCAAUGACUGUUGCGAUGUUGGUUCAAAAUGUUUUACUAGCAGCUGAAAGACAAUUAGCUAGAGAUCAAUCCUUACCACAAUUUUCUCCUCUUCCUUUACAAUUAGAAACCCCUGUCCCAUCAGAUAUUGCCAUUUCAAGAGCUCAAACUCCAAAGUUAAUCAAAGACGUCGCUGAAGAAUUGAAGUUGAAAGAAAAUGAAUUAGAGUUAUUUGGCCAUUACAAAGCCAAAAUCAACUUGAAGGCAUAUGAUCGUAUUAAAGAUCGUAAAGAUGCCAAUUAUGUUUUAGUUGCAGGUAUCACCCCAACUCCUUUAGGUGAAGGUAAAUCAACCACCACCAUGGGUCUUGUUCAAGCCUUGUCUGCUCAUUUACACAUUCCAGCUAUUGCUAAUGUUAGACAACCAUCUAUGGGUCCUACUUUUGGUGUCAAAGGUGGUGCAGCUGGUGGUGGUUAUGCUCAAGUUAUUCCAAUGGAUGAAUUUAAUAUGCAUUUGACUGGUGAUAUCCAUGCCAUUGGAGCUGCUAACAAUUUACUAGCUGCUGCUAUUGAUACCAGAAUGUUCCAUGAAGCUACACAAAAGAAAGAUGAGACUUUUUAUAAGAGAUUAGUCCCGGUUAAAGGUGGUUCAAGAAAAUUCACUAAAUCAAUGUUGAAGAGAUUGAACAAAUUAGGUAUCAAUAAAACUAACCCAGACGAGUUGACCCCUGAAGAAAUCAAAAAAUUUGCUAGAUUAGACAUUAACCCAGAUACCAUCACUAUCAAACGUGUUGUUGAUGUUAACGAUAGAUUUUUACGUCAAGUUACUAUUGGUCAAGCUCCAACUGAAAAAGGCUUCACUAGAAAGACUGGGUUUGAUAUCACAGUUGCCUCUGAAUUGAUGGCUAUUUUAGCUUUAUCCAAUGACUUACAUGACUUACAAAAAAGAGUUGGUAACAUUGUCAUUGCUUUGAACAAUGAUAACGAACCAGUUACUGUUGAUGAUUUAGGUGCAGCAGGUGCAAUUAGUGCUUUAUUAAAAGAUGCUGUUAAACCAACAUUAAUGCAAACAUUAGAAGGUUCACCUGUUUUGAUCCAUGCUGGUCCAUUUGCAAACAUUUCUAUCGGUGCCUCAUCUGUCAUUGCUGAUAAAUUGGCCUUGAAACUUGUUGGUUCAAGCUCCAGUGAUCCAUCUGAUCAAAAAGGUUUUGUUGUUACUGAAGCUGGUUUUGAUUUCACAAUGGGUGGUGAAAGAUUUUUGAACAUUAAAUGUCGUGCUUCAGGUUUAGUUCCAAACACUGUUGUUUUAGUUGCAACUAUUAGAGCUUUGAAAUUACACGGUGGUGCUCCAAAUGUCAAACCAGGUCAAUCAUUACCAGAUGAAUAUUUGCAAGAAAACUUGGAUUUAGUUAGAAUCGGUACUGCAAAUUUGGCAAAACAAAUUGCAAAUGUUAAGAAAUUUGGUGUCAAUGUUGUUGUUGCCAUCAAUCAAUUUAAGAAUGAUACCGAAGCUGAAGUCAAUUUGGUCAAACAAUUAGCUAAAGAAGCUGGUGCGUUGGAUGCUGUUGAAAGUAAUCAUUGGGAAGAAGGUGGUCUUGGUGCUGUUAAAUUAGCAAAAGCUGUUGUUGAAUCUGUUAAACAUUCAAAUCCUGAAAAAUUUAAUUUCUUAUAUGAUGUUAAUGAUUCUGUCGAAGGUAAAUUAUCUUCAAUUGUUACAAAUCUAUACAACGGUUCAUCCAUCAAGGUUUCUGAACAAGCUGCAGCUAAGAUCAAAACUUAUGAAGAACAAGGUUUUGGUAACCUGCCAAUUUGUAUCGCAAAGACUCAGUACUCUUUAUCACAUGAUGCUAAUUUGAAGGGUGUUCCAAGUGGAUUUGAAUUUCCAAUCAGAGAUAUCAGAGCAUCAAUCGGUGCUGGAUACUUGUAUGCAUUAGCUGACGAAAUACAAACAAUUCCAGGUUUACCAACCCAUGCUGGUUACAUGAAUGUGGAAGUCAGUGAAGAUGGUGAUAUUGAAGGAUUAUUUUGAAAUGUAUAUUAAUAUGGUUUAUAUUUAAAAGGGG